AUCAACCCUAACUGAAAUCCAGACUAUGUAUGAUUCGAAUUUUGAAUAUACCAGAGCCGGAAAUAGGUAACUAGUUCGCCAGCGGGGUGAUCUCUAGCCUGCGGGGUAGUUUGGGUUUUUUUUAUUUUAAAUACUAUGUCAAUCCCUUUCUUGUGCAAAACCCGAUUUGCAAGUUCACGUUCGGUACAACAAAUAAAAAAUGUCUCUAGGUCGAACAUUCACUUUAAACACUGGCGCGAAAAUCCCGGCCGUGGGGUUUGGAACAUGGCAAGCAGCUCCUCGCGAGGUUGAACAAGCAGUGGAAACCGCUCUGCGUUGCGGUUACCGCCACAUCGACUGCGCUUCGAUUUACCGCAACGAAGCCGAAGUUGGAGAAGGCAUUAAGAAGAGCGGCGUGAAGCGCGAGGAAAUCUUUAUUACAUCUAAGCUCUGGAACGCAUCUCACGAACCCAAAGACGUCGAAUCAGCAUUAAAUAAGACGCUCGCAGAUCUCGGAACAGAAUAUGUUGACCUGUACCUCAUGCACUGGCCAUGCGCCUUCGCCGCCGGUCCAAAAUUCUUUCCCCUAGACCCAAAGACUGGCGUUUUCCGCCUCUCUGACACGCCUUUCACCAAGACGUACGCUGCGAUGGAAGCGUUGCUCGAAACCAAAAAAGUCCGCGCUAUCGGGAUUUCAAAUUUCAAUAUCCCGCAUUUGGAGACGCUUCUUAAGGACUGCAAAGUUAUUCCGUCAGUAAACCAGAUCGAGAAACACCCUUACCUGCAGCAACCCGAGCUUGCUGCCUUCUGCAAGUCCAAGGGCAUUCUACUGGAAGCUUACAGUCCGCUGGGAAACAACCAGACAGGCGAGCCACGCACAGUCGAUGAUGCGAAGGUGCAUGAGGUUGGUAAAGGAUUGGGAUUGGAUCCCGGACAGGUGCUUGUUAGCUGGGGUGUCCAAACAGGACACGUCGUGUUGCCGAAGAGUGUCACGGAUAGCAGAAUUAAGAGCAACUUUGAAGAUAAAUUGUUGCCAGAGAGUGCGAUGAAGGAAUUGGAUGCAUUAGAGAGGCAUAAGAGGUUUAAUUUCCCAGCUAGGUGGGGAUAUGAUAUUUUUGGCGAGGCUGGAGAAGAAGAAGUCGCAAGGAUUGCAAGAGAAGCUGGAGAAGAAAAUAAAACAAAGUUUGUUGUUUAGGUCAAAGAAUAG
Messenger RNA from Pseudogymnoascus verrucosus, 1186 nucleotides. RefSeq lists its product as uncharacterized. Gene Ontology annotation, cellular component: cytosol. The transcript has 2 exons. The record is from RefSeq and is a predicted model, not a curated record. Gene Ontology annotation, molecular function: aldose reductase (NADPH) activity. Lineage: Eukaryota; Fungi; Ascomycota; Leotiomycetes; Thelebolales; Thelebolaceae. Bases 200 to 1174 code for a protein of 324 amino acids.